Messenger RNA from Homalodisca vitripennis (glassy-winged sharpshooter), 1492 nucleotides. RefSeq lists its product as uncharacterized. Gene Ontology annotation, molecular function: zinc ion binding. The record is from RefSeq and is a predicted model, not a curated record. Gene Ontology annotation, cellular component: nucleus. The transcript is spliced from 5 exons. NCBI's taxonomy places the organism in Eukaryota, Metazoa, Arthropoda, Insecta, Hemiptera, Cicadellidae. The coding region runs from base 198 to 1385 and encodes 395 amino acids.
CCACACGUUCCAGCUGCGAAGUGGUGGUUGUUUAUUGAGAUUAUAGAUUCAAUGUUGUGGUUAGGAAGUAAAUUGUUACUAUUAGGCGGAAUUGGAUUGACAAUAUACAAUUUUACUUACUAACAUUAUGAUUUAUACACCUUUCCGAUAUUGGUUGCUUUUCCAUUAAAUUCGGAAGUGUUUUUAUUUAGUGAAUUAUGUCACUUAGUUGCAAUGGAAUAGAUGUGUACGGUGUAUGUAGACUCUGUGGUUCAGAAGAUGGAAUUAGAAUAAACAUAUUUGAGCCAGGUGCUGAACAUGUCAGAAAGAUUCAUAAAAUUUUGCCUAUUACAGUGAAUGAGCAUGACCCAUUUCCUAAAAAUAUGUGUCAUCUGUGUUCAUUUAAAGUCGAAGAGUUUUUUAAAUUCAGAACAAAUUGCAUCACGGCCCAAGAAACAUUCAAAAGUAAAAUCCCAUGGUUGAGGAAAAAAAAAGAAAUGACUACUCAUCUUAAUCAUGACAUUCCUCCAAUGGUCGAAGUUCCUUUGAAUUCAAUAAAUUCUAUUUCUCCAAAUGAAAAACAAAUGCACAUAAAAGUUCCUUCUGUUGAAGAAAAUGAGUCCCCGAUUGAAAUUGAAGAUGAUUCACCACCCUACCUAGCAUCACAUUCUGUUGUAACAAACAUUGAAACCGAUCAUAAUCAUGAAAAGAUAAUAAUGAAGAUAAGAACAUCUGAUAUAAAGAAAAAGUCAAAACGUAAAUCUAUCUGGGAUGUAAAGAAAAAGAAGAAAAAGUCAAACAAAACUAUUAGAAGUAAUGAAGUUUUUUCAUCUUCUUUAAAAGAUCUCAAUGUUGAUAGUGAAAAUGAUCCUCUUCAUCUACCCUCUGAUGAAAAUAAGAAUUUGAAAACGAGAUGCUCAGAAACGAAUCAUCGAGAAAAUAAUGUGUUAUUAGAAGAAAAGGCAGUUGAAAACAUAAACUUACCCAAAUACAUUUUAGUGACUAACAUACCUAGAGUGGGCAAUGUUUAUACAUGUGAACAUUGUGGACGAACAUUCUUAUCUCCCCAACCUGCCAGUUUACAUGUUUGUGAAACAAACUGCAACAAAAACAGUUUUCAAGAAGAAGAGAAGGUGUCCUCCAGUCCAAAUGAAUUCUACAACUGUGAAGAGUGUGACCAGGUGUUUACAAGGCAUUCACAGUUAAUCGCCCAUAAAAGAAAACAUGAAGUAUUUGAAAUUUCAUCUGAUGAUAACUUUACACCUUUCAACCAAAGAAAACGGCAUCAUUCGAAAAAGAAAACCAAGCCUAAACUUUUGGACAACAAAAAUUUUCAGUUGAGUUUCGAUCAGAUUGAGUCAACUGAGAUCAUCAAGCAUUCUCUCUUGUCUUCAGAUUCUGAUUAAGAGUUUAGUGCUAUCUAUAUAUUAUUUUGUGAUUUUAAGCUUUUGUGAAAUUAUGUUAAGUUUGUUUGUUUGUAAAAGAGUUUAUAUAAAAAUAAGUUUAUUAUUGA